CCCCUUUUUUUUGCUUCCGAAGAGGGAAAAAAAUAACUCGGCGAGAACGAAGGCCAUCGCGACUCGGCUGUUUGUCACCGUCGCAUCCGCCGUCCAGAGCGAGACAACCGGCGCCAUGACGAUGCUCCGAUCUGCCAUUGGAACUGCCCUCCGGCGGGCGGCGCCGGCCGCUCGUUUCUUUAGCAGUGUCGCCCGUGGCAGCCCUGGAUGCAGCGGCGCAACCAGUGCGCUCCGGCGGACGGCGCCGGCCGCUCGUUUCUUUAGCAGUGUCGCCCGUGGCAGCCCUGGAUGCAGCAGCGCAACCAGUGCGCUCCGGCGGACGGCGCCGGCCGCUCGUUUCUUCAGCAGCGUCGCCCGCGGCAGCCCUGGAUGCAGCCACGCAACCAGUGCGCUCCGGUGGCCGGCGCUGACUUAUAGUCUCUUCGGCAACGGAGGAGGCGGCAGCUCUGGACUCAGGAGGAUGAUGUGCUCGUAUGGCAAUGGUGGACAGGGAUUCUGGAAUCAAGCCUUGAGCUGGGAAAGAUCUGAUAUUUUGUUUUUCGGUAUCACUGGCGUCGUGAUGUAUGUGGUUCAAAGGAAAGUAAGAGCCUUGCAAGAAGAAAAAUGGCAACGUCAGAUAAAGGAUAUUGAGGUGCGGUCAUACAUGAUGGAUAAGGAGAAGGAAGAAACAAUCAAUAUCCCUUUUCAUUGACUCCCUUUUGUCGAAAGCUCAUCGACUCCUCGUCUUGAUGUUAGCAUUAAAGCUUGGUAGUUUGUAGUUGGAUGCCGCAAGGGGAUGACUACCUCUGCAGCGGCGGAUCGAAGGAGAUGGCUCAUCAUCUGGUAGUAAGAUGUUAGGUUUUGUUGAUUGUACGGGCUACAUCCUGUUGUGUGACUGUUGUAUCCUCAUGUGCUUUCAGCUGAGUUGAGUUGUAAUUUGUAAGGUUGACAGGCAGUUUCAAUUCUGCUAUGCCAGUGUAGCUAUUGUAUAUAUUAUAAGAAA
Triticum aestivum (bread wheat) is the source of this 982-nucleotide messenger RNA. RefSeq lists its product as uncharacterized. The coding region runs from base 116 to 691 and encodes 191 amino acids. The transcript has 3 exons. Lineage: Eukaryota; Viridiplantae; Streptophyta; Magnoliopsida; Poales; Poaceae. The record is from RefSeq and is a predicted model, not a curated record.